This is a messenger RNA of Hydatigera taeniaeformis, 342 nucleotides long. Lineage: Eukaryota; Metazoa; Platyhelminthes; Cestoda; Cyclophyllidea; Taeniidae. The record is from the annotation of a GenBank genome assembly.
AUGGAGGAUGUCAAUUCGAACACGGAGACUGGUGAAACAGUUUCAAUUGCUCCUCUCCAGCAAUCCGAUCAAUCUACUUCCAAUGCCACAUUCCUCACUAGUGCAGUAGGCAGGCUCAUCGCCAGUGAGGGAGACGCAUUUCGACAUCUUCAAAUCCCUUGUUCAGUAGUAUGCACCAUAUCGGAUCGUCUGACACCGCUCAUUGUUGCCUAUUCCCAGUCAAUACGCGAUGACUGUCCCUCAACCCAUCCUUCUGAAGUCGAAAGUGCUGAUUCCGAAAUAAGGGAUUGGCGUGCAGCUUUCGAUGCAGAGUUCCGCGCCUCCAUUGUUAAAAUAAUGUAA